Molecule: messenger RNA, 4380 nt
Organism: Dictyostelium purpureum
Lineage: Eukaryota; Evosea; Eumycetozoa; Dictyosteliales; Dictyosteliaceae
Exons: 2
Coding region: 1-4380 (1459 amino acids)
Molecular function (GO): protein binding
Source: RefSeq, a predicted model, not a curated record
AUGACGACAACAAUAAAUAAUAAUAAUCACAAUGAAAAUAAUACUUCUACAGCAUUAGCAACAGCAUCAACAGUCGAUACUACUUUAGUUCCUAAAUUGGUUAUAGACGAUUUGGAUAAUAUAUUAUUACCGAUUGGUGGUGGGAGUAGAGUUAAAUACACAUGUUUAGAUGUAUCAAAGAGAUAUUUAGCCUUGGGUGCGACUACAGGUAGUCUAUACUUUUUUGAAAGAAAAUCAGCAUCUUCAAUUUUUACAAAUAAGAAACAGAUAUUGGAGCAUUUUCAAAAUCAUCAACAUGCAUUCAAGGUGUUUACCAACGAUAAUAUAUCAUUCACCCAAAUUUUAUCAUUAAAUGAUAUCAGAGAUCAAAUAUCGAUUAUUAAAAUCAAUCCAAUAAAUGAUAAUUUGGUGGCAGUUGCAACAUUAAGAACAUUGUAUAUUAUAGAGUCAAAUAUAUCUAAAAGUAGAGAGAAAGAAAAGAUUUUAGCAAAAAUGACUGAUCAUCCAAAAGAUUCUGAAAUCACAUCUAUUAUAUGGAGUCGUUGUGGUAACUAUUUAUUCAGCGGUGAUGACUCGGGAAACAUUUUUUGUUGCUCGGUCGUAAAGGCUAGAAAGGCAUUCUUUUUCAGUGGUGAAUUGGUAUAUAAAUGUGAUAGCAAAAUUGUACAAUUAGAUAUCAUCCCAACUAUAUCCAUCAGUAAUGGUAACAGUCAACCACACUCAACAUUAGAUAGUCAGUUAAACCAACACAACCAACCAUCCAAUCAAAAUAUAGUUAUAACAACACCUUUACCAACUCCUGUUCACGUGCAAUCUAUAAAUGUUAGUAUUCUAUCAAGUACUCUAACAAAGUCAAUGGUUUUAAACUAUCAAAUUCUUACAUCAACAAACUCUGGUAAAUUGCAAUCAACAACGCAAAUAGGUAAAAAAUUACGUGAAAAUACUAAACAAGGUGCAUGUUUUCAUCCAUUUUACAAGGGCUCUGUGUAUACUUCAAGACCAGGAAAGAGAUUAUGGUUAGCCGACCCAAUUGAUGGAAAAGUUUUAUCAACUAUGAAUUUCACCCCUUCCGAAGAUGGAGUAAUAGUUAAACCCAAACCAUUGAUAACUUCAGCAAACGCCGAUGCUGACCACUAUCUUCAAGGUAAAUUUCCAAUGAUAUUUUCAAAACUAUUACCAUUUGGUAACUACUUGGUCUCUUAUGAUGACUACUCAUUGCUUUUAAUCGAUGUAAACGAAGUUGAAGUAUUGGAAUGGAAAUUGGACCAAAGCCACAUUCACGAUUUAGUAGUUUAUCAAGAUUCCAUAUAUGUACUUCAUGGCCAACAAAGAUCAAUAUCCAGAAUUUUUACAUCAAUUCCAAUUAUAAUUUUACCUCCAGACGAACAAAAAGAAGAAGAGAAUGAAUCAAAUUUAGAAAACCAAAAUGAAAAUAAUGAAGAGAAUAAACCAAUUAUUGAACAACCUCAAAUUAUAGCAGAACCAGCUCCAGAAAUAGAAAAAGUAUUGGUUGAGGAAAAUAAUAUUAUUAUUGAAUCGCCAUCAUCAUCAGCAUCAACAUCAUUAAACAAUAGUAUUGAGCCAGAGUUUUUAAAGAAAGAUGAAGAAGCAAAUUUAAUGGUUAAAAAUAAUAGUUUAUCAAAUUUAAGUGAAAGUUUAAGUGAAAAUGAUAUAACAUUAACAGAUUCCCUUUCAAAUAGCACAGAAGAGACAAUUAAUCAUAAUCCAGUUCCUCAACAAACUAUAUUAAAAUUUUCAAAUGACUCAGAUAUUAAAAAAAAUGAACAACCAUUAUCUGCACCUAUACAAAUAACUAGCACAAAUACUACUGUAGUAGAGUCAUCUUUAUCAACUUCACCAACAUCAACCAUUGAAGAACAACCACAGGUUAAAAAAACUCAAAAGGAAUCUAUUUUUUCAGAUAUUCCAUUAUCAUCAGAACCAUUAAUUUCUAAAGAGCCAACUUUGAGUGUACCUAGAAAAGUUAUAAAGAAAAAAAUUAAAGUUCAACCUCCAGCUUCGUCUACUGCACCAUCUCAACCACCAGCAACUACUGUAAAUAAACCAUCAGCAACAAAUGAAAAUUCAACAGCAACAACAAAUGAAGAAGGUACAACUAAAAGAACUGUUAUUAUUAAAAAGAAAAUUGUAAAGAAAGCUCCAUCAAGUGUUGUUAGCUCACCACCAAUUGGUACAACUCCAGUAUCACCAGUUAAUACCAGUGAACCUGUUGUUACAAUACCACAACCCACACCAGUAGUAGCCAUACAGCCAGAUGCAAAUAUAGAUCAACAAGCAGUAAUAACCUCAACAACAGCAAAUCUUAACGCAACCACACAAAAUUUUGUUCAACAGGGCAAAGAAGGAAUUUUCAAAACUUUAAAUUCUGCAACAUCAUCAUUAUUAGAGAUUAAACAAUUUGCAUUAAAUAAAACCAACGAUAUAACACAUAAAUUUGCUGGAGCAAUAGGUACAACAACAUCAACAGGUAUAAAUAAUACUAAUGGUUUAGUAGCUACAAAUAUAACACCAGUAGAGGAUUCAGCUUCACCACCUCCAGCUAUUAAUAUUCAUCCACUAGAAGCAUUAGAUAAUUUAACAAAGAAAACCUAUGAAUCACUAUUAUCAUUCAAAGAAAAUAAAAACAAAGAGUCAUUUGAAGUCAUUCUAUCUAUUUGGGCUCAUUUAUUCAACUCUAUUGAAGAUGUACCAGCUAACGAAAUGAUUAAAGAAAUUGUUACAAGUUGUUUUAUUAUGGGUAUCAAUUUGAAUCAAUGUAAAGAGACAGAGUCAUCAAAACACCAGCUUUGCAAAUGUUGGGAUGAAUCUAUUGCUAAAGAGUUUAUUAAAUCAUACUUUAACUUUUUACACACCAACAAAAUUUAUAUCAACACCAACGAAAAACAAUGGGAUAGCUGUAUAGAAACUCUUUUAGAACUCGAGUCCUUCACCAAGCAAGAGUCAAAGAUCAUUUCAACUAUUUAUCAAUUUUUAGACACAAAUGACUCUUCCACAUGUCUCAGUCUACUUGAUAGUCAUUUAAAUGACUAUGGUUUACUAUUUAGAUUUAUUGACCCAUUAUUACAAAUGUCACCAAAAGAAGCAUCUAUAUUCUUUGCAAAACAAUAUCCAGUUAUCUUACCAAGAAAUAUUUUCCAAUUUAUUAAUAACAAUCAACAACAACAAGAUACCAACUCCACAACAGCAUUAACCAAUAUAAUUAAAUUCGAAUAUUUAAAUCAACUAAUGAAUAGUAAACCAGAAUGUAAAUUAAAUUCAAAUUUAUUAAUUGAAUGGUUUGACUGUACUUUACAACAUGAUAAACCAGAUAGUAAUCAAUUAUUCCUCAGUCUAGAUAAUGGUGAACGUAUGGUACCAAGAUUGGGGUCAUUUAAAGUUGAGUGGAAGUCAUCAAGCGCAAUUUUACUUCAAAUUAUAGAGAACACAAUUAGCCCCAGUGGCCAAUACAAUGGUGAUAUUAAAUACUUUGAAGAGCAAUGCAAGAAAGAAGGUUUUUUCCAAGGUUUAUACCACAUAUAUUCAUAUUAUAACAAGAUAUAUUCACUUAAAUCAGUAUUAUACAACGAAGAACUCUUGAUAGAAUACUCGAAGAAAUUAGUAGAGUUGACAGUAUAUUGCGAUAACAAACAGGGCUUUCUUCAAUUGUUCGAAACCAAUACAAAUAUUGAAAUUUGGUCGUUUACUCUAGAAACUAUGAAGUCUUUACGUAAUUUUGUCGAUAAAGAAUUUGAAUACUAUGACGAAUCAAAUAAAAUCGUUUUGGACAUCUCUGAAUCAUUUAUCAUCGAACUAAUGGGUAAAGCUAUAGGUCCACUCGAAACCAUAGAGCUAAUUUGUAAAUAUAAUAAUAAUGAAAUGUUUGAAAAGAAUAAAAUUUCAACUGGUAUCCUAAGUGACUGGAUUAAUUUUGGUAAAUGGUCGUUAUACAAUCGUUCGAAACUUUCAUAUGACAUUUUAUCAAAUUUAGAUAGUCAUUUAUGGUUAAAAAAACCUUUAACUUUAUCCCCCCAAAUCCUAUCAAUUUUAACAAAAGAAAUAAAUUUAAACCAAGAUAAUAAUAAUAAUAACCAACAUAACAAUAAUAAUAGUUUAAAAAACUUAAAGAACAACAUUGGUCAAUUCGAUUUUAGCCUCCCACAAUUUUUUGAAGAUAACUCAAGAAGACAUUGGGGUGUUGAAACAGAAUUACAAACCGGAAUUUGUCAAAUAUGCACAUUACCUUUAGCAGAAAAUCCAGAAUCAAGUUUUUUAGGUUCAACUCCUGCUACUAUUAUAGUUUUUCCAAAUUGUGGUCAUUCCUAUCAUCAUUGUUGUAUAGAAGAACAAACCUGUAUGUUAUGUUUCUCAAAAAAUAAAUAA